Messenger RNA from Cuscuta campestris, 1981 nucleotides. The record is from the annotation of a GenBank genome assembly. NCBI's taxonomy places the organism in Eukaryota, Viridiplantae, Streptophyta, Magnoliopsida, Solanales, Convolvulaceae.
AUUUGUAAUAAAGUUUUUAAUGCUAAAAAAACAAAUUUAUUGAGUGGUUUGAGAAAAAAAGAAGAAGAAAGGGAGGAGUGGUUAGCUUUAUCUUCUUCGCUUACCUAAAAAAGUCUUGAGAACCAGAGGGGAAGCUUGUAGAUGAAUCAGACGCCAAAACCCGUCUUCAACUAAUAGCUUAGCUCUGUCGAGGUCUGGAGUGAUCAGGAAUGGCUAUAGCUCCAGCCCCUCCUCCAUCUUCACUACUUCCCCAACCUUCCUGGUUCACUCCCAAAAGGUUGCUUGCAAUUUUCUGCUUAGUCAACUUGCUAAAUUAUGUGGACCGUGGAGUUAUAGCAAGCAAUGGUGUCAAUGGGAGCCCUGGAAGUUGUACUGAAGAUGGUAUAUGUUCAUCUGGCACUGGCAUUCAGGGUGAUUUUCACUUGAACAAUUUUGAGGAUGGUGUCAUAUCAUCUGCUUUUAUGGUUGGGCUAUUAGUGGCAUCUCCCAUUUUUGCAUCAUUAGCAAAGAGUGUCAAUCCCUUUAGGCUUAUUGGAAUUGGAUUGACAGUCUGGACUUUGGCAACUGCUGGUUGUGGGUUUUCAGUGAACUUCUGGUCAAUUACAAUAUUCCGCAUGUUUGUUGGUGUUGGUGAAGCGUCUUUCAUAAGUCUUGCUGCUCCUUUCAUUGAUGAUAAUGCCCCUGUUGAGCAGAAAGCGACAUGGCUUGGAUUGUUCUACAUGUGUAUUCCAGCGGGCGUUGCCAUUGGCUAUGUCUAUGGUGGAUUGGUUGGAACAUAUCUAACGUGGCAUUGGGCUUUUUGGAUUGAAGCAAUAUUAAUGCUUCCCUUUGCUAUUUUAGGUUUUGUAAUGAAACCAUUACAAAUGAAAGGGUUCUCUCCAAUUGAAUCAGAAAAAGUAUUGGUAUCUGCUUACUUGGGAGAAGAAGUUGCUUCAAUUGGUAAAGAUGGUUCCAUUAAUGAAACCUCUAAAUCUUCCAGGGAAAACGACGUUGGUAUUCAUUCAGAUAAUUUCAUGAGAGUUUUUAAAGACGUCGGAUCUCUUUUGACUGACAAGGUUUAUGUUGUGAAUGUUCUAGGAUAUAUAGCAUAUAAUUUUGUAAUAGGCGCAUACUCCUAUUGGGGACCAAAGGCUGGUUACAACAUAUAUCAAAUGAGCAAUGCGGACUUGCUAUUUGGAGGGAUUACAAUUGUAUGUGGAAUAUUUGGAACACUGGCGGGUGGCUUUGUUUUGGAUCUCAUGACUGCCACUCUAUCUAAUGCUUUCAAGCUUCUUUCUGCAGCGACGUUUUUGGGUGCAAUAUUUUGCUUUGCUGGCUUUUGCUUUAAAAGCUUAUAUGCUUUCAUCGUCCUGUUUGCAAUUGGUGAACUGCUUGUGUUUUCCACUCAGGGGACAGUGAACUAUGUUUGUCUGCAUUGUGUGAAGCCAAAUCUGAGACCGUUAUCCAUGGCUAUAUCCACUGUCUCCAUUCACAUAUUUGGAGAUGUUCCUUCAUCUCCUCUUGUUGGGGUUCUCCAGGAUCAUGUAAAGAAUUGGAGGAUUACUGCUUUGGUUUUGACAUCAGUCCUGUUUCUGGCAGCUGGAAUAUGGUGUAUAGGGAUUUUUGUUCACAGUGUGGACAGAUUUUAUGAGAAUAGCGAAAACCAUGCAAACACAACAACACCCUUCCUCAAAGAAUGCACGACAGAGAGAGCGGAAUCGUCUGCAGAUCCUUAGUUGCUUUUGCAGGUAAAAGAACUGCCAAUCAAAGCAAACACAUAUAUAUAUAAGCUGCUACUUUUGAAAAUGCAAAUGCAAAUUUAGCUGCAUUUCAUCACUGUUUAUAAACUACUACUGUAGUUUCUACACACAUAUUGCUUGAAAUAUUUCUGUAUGUGUUGUGUAUGGCUGUAUCUAUCAAUAUUAAGGCACCAUUUGUUUUAGUUUCAUCCUUGAUUCCCAGAAUUGGCUUCUCAUAAUCAGCUACACUCACUUACAGCAUC